AUGGAGAAACUGAACUUUUCAACUCCGAGUCAAUUGAAUCAAACACUUUGAGAAAUGAUUCAGUGAAUCACGACUCGUGCUGCUCAAACAGUGAACAUGAACGAGAACAACAAACACUAACAAACUAACUAAACAUGUUUUCAUCAGUCAUAAAUGCCUAAAUAUGAAGUUUAUUCAUUUGCAGCGUUAGUUUUUAGAGAUUUUGUCUAACCAGGUCAUUUAAGACCAUUAACUCUGUUAAUUAUUCUCUUAAAGAUGGAGUUUAAAACAGAGGAGAAGAGUGAAGAUAUAAAGAUGGAGUUUAUUAAAGAUGAGACCGAAGACAUGAAGAUGGAGAUUAAAAAAGAGGAGGAGAGUGAAGAUAUAAAGAAGGUGUUUAUUAAAGAGGAGGAGAGUGAAGACAUGAAGAUAAUUAUUAAAGAGGAGUCUGAAGACAUGAAGAUUGAUGAAACAUUCAGAGUGAAACAUGAAGAUAUUGAGGAACAAACAGACCUGAUGGGACUGAGAGAGGCGAGUCUUGGACUUAAUGAAAGGGAUGAAGAGAAAGAACAUUAUAAUUUAAUGAGUGAAGAAAAAUCAACAAAGUUUUCCUUACAAAAAGGAGCUCAAAAGACAGGAACUAAAAGUUAUUUCACCUGCCAACAGUGUGGAAAGAGUUUCAGUCGAAAAGGUAACCUUAAAGACCACAUGAUGAUUCACACUGGAGAAAAGCCUUACACCUGCACUUUGUGUGGGAAUGGCUUCAAACGGGAGCAAAGCCUCAGGCAACACAUGAGAGUUCACACUGGAGAAAAGCCUUACACCUGCCAACAAUGUGGAAAGAGUUUCAGUCAAAAAGGACACCUUAUAGUCCACAUGAGAAUUCACACUGGAGAAAGCCCAUUCACCUGCAAACUAGUGAAAUAA
Messenger RNA from Megalobrama amblycephala (Wuchang bream), 906 nucleotides. Its product is annotated as gastrula zinc finger protein XlCGF7.1-like. Gene Ontology annotation, biological process: regulation of transcription by RNA polymerase II. Gene Ontology annotation, molecular function: RNA polymerase II cis-regulatory region sequence-specific DNA binding; DNA-binding transcription factor activity. The transcript is spliced from 3 exons. The record is from RefSeq and is a predicted model, not a curated record. Bases 256 to 906 code for a protein of 216 amino acids. NCBI's taxonomy places the organism in Eukaryota, Metazoa, Chordata, Actinopteri, Cypriniformes, Xenocyprididae.